Molecule: messenger RNA, 3232 nt
Organism: Moneuplotes crassus
Lineage: Eukaryota; Ciliophora; Spirotrichea; Euplotida; Euplotidae
Source: the annotation of a GenBank genome assembly
AUGAAAUACAUUAUCCUCGAGUUACUAUUCUUAACUUGAGUAAUCUGAGCAACUUACCCAGCCACAUCCGCAGUGGUAGGCCAAGAGAUAGACCCAUCACUAAAUUGUCAUCUCUACUCUGAGUUCAAGGCUGCUUGUCUCUCCUCAGAGCUAAGCACAGAUGAAGAAACAUGUAAAUGUCAUGAGGAGUGCGAAGCACUUUGAGGACUAUCUCAAAAAUGAGAUUAUACUAAUGGAGUAGCUUGCUGAUAUGAAUAUGGCAAUGGGGUAGUUGAGUGACAGGAAGGUUGAGAUGAUGGCAAUUUAGUAGAUGAAGACGGAUGUAAUAGUAAUAUGGUUAUAGAGGCAGGGUUUGAAUGAGAGGGUGAUAAUCCUACUACAUGAGAUCUAAAAUCUAACAGUUUAUGACCUAAUGGGAAAACUGAGUCAGAAGAGGAAUGAGAUGAUGGUAAUUCCACUGAUGGAGAUGGAUGAUCCAAAAACUGUAAGAUUGAAUCUGGAUAUCAAUGAUUUGGUCUUACUUCUUCAUGAAACCUCAUCUGUUCCAACUCUGUUAUUGAUUCUCAAGAGCAAUGAGAUGACGGAAAUACUAUCGAUGAUGAUGGAUGAAGCAGCACAUGACAAGUCGAGUCUGGAUGGGAGUGAGACACAUCAGUAUCCCCAACCACUUGAAAUAGGAUAUGAUCGAAUGGAAAGAUUGACUCUGGAGAGAAUUGUGAUGAUACAAACUUAUCAGACUCUGAUGGCUGAAGUAGUACUUGACAAAUUGAAUCAAACUAUGAAUGUAGCGGAGUUCCUUCAACAUGCAAUCUCAUCUGAUCAAAUUCAGUCAUUGACUCAGGAGAACAAUGAGAUGAUGGAGGCACUCAGAGCGGUGACGGGUGAGAUAACAAUUGUCAGAUUGAACCUGGAUAUGAGUGUAACGACACUCCUUCAAACUGCAAUCUGAUCUGAUCAAACACUGUCAUUGACUCAGGAGAACAGUGAGAUGAUGGAAAUAUUGCAGAUGGAGAUGGUUGAAGCAAUACUUGAUUGAUUGAGGCCGACUAUGAAUGCAGCGGAGCUCCUUCAACGUGUAACCUCAUAUGCAGCAAUGGUAAUAACGAUGUUGGUGAACAGUGAGACGAUGGUAAUACUAGCAAUGGUGAUGGCUGAUCAAGCUCUUGCCAGAUCGAAUCAGGUUAUGAGUGAGAUAAUGAGGUAACCCCAAACACAUGAAACCUCAUCUGAACAAAUGGAAUCAUUGAUUCAGGUGAAGCAUGCGAUGACCAGAACAUAAUUGAUGGAGAUGGUUGCAACCACAGCUGACAAGUCGAAGCCGGCUGGGAGUGAUUAAACCAGCCAUCCAAGUGCAACCUCGUUUGAACCAACGGUAGAAUUGACACUGGUGAAACCUGUGAUGAUCAAAAUAGUAUCGAUGGUGAUGGCUGAGAUAAUGCUUGCCAAGUUGAGCCAGACUGGGAGUGCUUUGGAGAGCCUUCUCAAUGAAGUCUCAAAUGAGUGAAUGGUAAACUCGAUGACUCGGAGCAGUGAGACGACAACAACCUUACAGGUAGUGAUGGAUGUUCAGCGCUGUGUAAAAUUGAGACUGGGUAUGAAUGCACUGGAGAGCCUUCAGUGUGAACUCCAAUAUGAGGUGAUGGAGCCAUUCUUGGAACAGAACAGUGUGACGAUGCCAACACAAUAAACAAAGAUGGUUGAUCAGAUCAAUGCAAACAAGAAGACUUCCACACUUGCUUGGGCGAACCCUCAGUGUGUAACAAAACAGCAACGCCUGUUUUUGCCACUUCAGAAGCUGCAGCUGGAACGAGCUUCCAAGCUGGGAUAGGAUCUAGUGUAGCGCUGGGUAGUGUUGCAUCGAUGUUCUUGAACAUUCCCACCGAUGGAAUCUGGACUCUGAUCAAUGCUUUACAAAUUCUACACUACAUGCCAAUGUUGAAACUGUAUUUCCCACAGAACAUCCUGAAAAUGUUCUCGUUCACAGGUAUGGUUAAUAUGGAAAACCAAAUGCUUUCAAAUAUUUUUCUACUACAUGUGGAUACCAACCAAAUUAAUGACAAAGGCCCACUUGAUUACAGGUUUGAAAAUCAAGGUUACGAAUCUACUAGCAUCUUGCUCAACAGUGCAGACUCGUUUGCAUUUCUGACACUGCUCACAUCGUACUACGUUUGAGUGCUGAUUCUAUACUUUGUCAUGAACUGUUUUCAAGUAGGACAGUGGAACAAAGAUAAAACAAGUUGAAUAACCCUAAAAUUAUGGAAAUUCGUGAGUUCAGUCAAAGAAAAGCUCUUUGUUAAUACUUUGUUUCGGAUCUUGUUCGAAAUCUUUCUAGACAUGUUCUUUUGAAGUGUUCUCAAUUUAGCAUAUCUUCAAUAUUCGAGCAGCAUGGAUAUAUACUCAAGCGGCCUUUCAUUAGUAUGCAUUCUUGCAAUGAUUUCAUUUGCACUGGUGGCAUGUGCUUUGUGUUUGAUCAGGAUAUUCGCUCCAAACAAACUCACACCUUGAAGUGACGACAUUAUCAUGCCUCACAAAAGCUUGGAUGUUUUGUUUGAAAACUUCAAUCCUGAAAAGAAAUAUGCUCCACUGUUUCACAUCAUAUUUCUAGUUCAGAGAAUGGUACUUGGGGCAGUGAUUGUAUUGGUGAGGUUCUCAGGGAUGGUCCAGGUUGUGGCAUGUGCUUUUAUGUCUCUCUUAAAAAUACUGUUUCUGUUGAUUAUCAGACCGUUUACAAACCCAUACUUAAAUUUUCAAGAGGUAUACUCCGAAUUCGUGUUGAUGCUAACUAGUCUAUUCUUUAUGCAUUUCAAAGACAUUUCUACUGAGUUUGCAAAGACUGGACCACCAAUGAUGACUGGGUAUGCAUGAAUACUAUUACUGAUAUCUAUCUUGAUUGUUCAUUACAUUUUAAUGCUAAUUCAAGUAUGCUCAAAGUUCAAAAAGAACUCUAACAAAGUUCGUGAUGACUCUGUGUUUGCAGUUUCAAAGAAUUCAGUAAUCAGAGACUUUAUGAGUAAUAAAGGAACCAACGAAGCAAGCAGUACAAGUGUGGUAACAAGAAGCAAUUUACCAAUCCAUCGGAUGUGGAUUGGAAGCAACAAUGGGAUAGGAUCAAACAUUAAUCCACAAAAAGAGGAGCGAAAAUACUCUCAAGACGAUUUACAAGUCAAAGAAAUUACAAUAUCAGACCUAAGAAACGUCUAAUCUCUCUUUUAAAUCCAAUCUUCAACCAUAA